Molecule: messenger RNA, 1562 nt
Organism: Mytilus trossulus (common blue mussel)
Lineage: Eukaryota; Metazoa; Mollusca; Bivalvia; Mytilida; Mytilidae
Product: peroxiredoxin-5, mitochondrial-like
Exons: 6
Coding region: 72-662 (196 amino acids)
Biological process (GO): cell redox homeostasis; cellular response to oxidative stress; hydrogen peroxide catabolic process
Cellular component (GO): mitochondrion; cytoplasm; peroxisome
Molecular function (GO): thioredoxin peroxidase activity
Source: RefSeq, a predicted model, not a curated record
AUUAUAUUUUGAAAACAGAUUAUCUCCCUUAUACAGAAGAAAAGAAAUGAACAGCUGAACUGUUUUGAAAAAUGACAGCAUGGAUAUUUAGAAGCUGCAACUCAGUUCUUCAAAAGCACUCCACAUUCUGUGCACGGAAAUCUAUUUUUCGGUCGUUCAAGAUUGGAGAAAAGUUACCAAUAGUGUCUGUGUAUGAAGAUACCCCUGACAAGAAAGUGAAUCUCCAAGAAUUAUUUAAGAAUAAAAGAGGUGUAUUGUUUUCUGUAGUUGGUGCAUUUACACCUGGGUGUACAACGGCACAUCUUCCAGAAUAUCUUGAAAACUUUGACAGAUUUAAGGAGGAAGGAUAUGAUUUGAUAUGCUGUAUUUCUGUUAAUGACCCCUUUGUAAUGUCAGCUUGGGGUAAACAGGUCAGCGCUGAAGGAAAGAUAACAAUGUUGGCAGAUCCUAAAGCAGAGUUUACUAAAGCUAUGAAUAUGGAUUUGGAUUGUACUAAACUUCUAGGAAAUGUUAGAUCUAAAAGGUACUGUCUGAUAAUUGAAGAUGGUAUUAUCAAAAGUAUAAUGACUGAACCUAACCAUACAGGACUGGCUUGUUUAUUGUGCAUAAAAAACUUUAGUAAAGGAACCAGGAUAAACACAGAACAUGGUACUACUAGAUAACAUUGAUACAGUUCCAAAGAAUUCAGAAAAACAAUGCAGGGAUUUACUAUGCAGGAAUAUUAGGUGCUACAUUGUAUUGAACAUUAGACAGUAUAUCCAGGCUUAAUAUGCAGUGACAAUGCAGAUUAACAACAUUUUUAGAUAAACACUGUUUACAUACUAGUCAUUAUGUUUAUACAAAUACUGGUAGCAAAAUUUUACCACCUCCUUUUUAUUGAUCCCUAGUUACCCUGUUUUAAAAAUCCUAGACCCCCUUCUGAAUAGUUUUUUUCCUUAUCUAGUCUUACACUAGGGUUAUUGCACAAUAUAGGAGUAUAAUUUUGGUAGAAAAAAAUCAUGUUGCACAAAAUUGUAAAUGAUUUGCCAUAUAUAUGUUUGUUUUACACAUUGUUGUACAUAAAAAAAAAAUGGUUGCAAUUUUCUCAGUAACUACAAAACACAUAGUCCUGUUUGUUUUUUUUACUUAAUUUAAAUUAUGUCUAUGCUAAACCAUUUGCUUAUCUACUUUCUGUUGUCUGCUUCCAAAUUGUUUGGUAUGUACAAUGUACAUGUAUUCCUUAUUUUGUUGGGUUAUAAAUAGUGGGCAGUUUUGUAUGGUUAGCAAUAAAGUCAAGAUUUUGAAGUAUAAUUGCUUACAAUUUCUUUUUACAUUAAAUCAAUAAGUGUAAUACUAGGGAGACAUCAAAAGAUCAAUGAAGGAUAAAAAACUUAAUUGAAAUAGUUUGGGGGUGGGGGUUUAAACUUGCUGCAAGUUUUGUUUAUCCUACAUCGAUUUUACAUAUAUCCAUAUGGGUCAAUCAAUUUUCCCCAAAUUAAGUUAAGAGGGGGUAGAGGGGUCUGUAAAAAAAACAAUCUGAAUAAAGUUUUUUAUCGUACAAUGUAUAUUGAACUAUUGAUGUA